This is a messenger RNA of Paramecium tetraurelia, 621 nucleotides long. RefSeq lists its product as uncharacterized. The transcript has a single exon. Lineage: Eukaryota; Ciliophora; Oligohymenophorea; Peniculida; Parameciidae. The record is from RefSeq and is a predicted model, not a curated record.
AUGUCUUUAGGAAUUGAUUUCGAGCGAUAUUAAUUUGAUCGUCGAUUGAAGGACUUAUAAGACAAAAUUUUGAGUUUAAACUAUAGAGCACCUUAAGAAUAAGUGACUUAAGAGACACCAGUAAGUGAACCUUAAUAUUUAAACAAUCAAUAUUAUCCAAAACCAAUAUAUUACUCUCCUUAACUCUAGUACUAGUAUUCUUCAAAUUAAAAUGCUUACAUGCCUUAUUUUUAGUAUUAAAUUGAUAAUAAAUCGUUAAAAAAAGAAAAGGAGGAGAAAAGGAGAGUGAAAGAACUUGAAAGAAAGUAUGAGAUGUAGAAAGUAGAAGAAAAGCUGGCAAAACAAUAGGAAUUGAUGAUGGCAAGCCUUAAGAAAGAUAUUUUAGAUUAUAUUGAUCCAUAUGUUUAUGGCAAUUACAGGAGUUAUCAAAAUUAUGUUCCAUAAUAUUUACCACCAACACCUAAGGCUAUAAAUUAAAUUCCCCUUUAUUUAUAGGCCCCGUGCCCAUCCUAAGUGUUCCCAGAUGAUAAUUUAAGGAAUUCUCAAUCAAAUAGAACAAGUUUUUAACAAGCUGGAUAGAAUUCAUUGAACUAAUUUGAUUAUCUGUCGGCAAGAAUUUGA